CUUGUCCUCUAUGAGCACACAGACUUGGAUUCACAAAAGGGACGCUGCGCUCACCAUAACUUUCUCGGAGAUUGACCGCGUCUGGGUUGUUCUUCUCGGACAGACCGGCACGGAUGAGCUUCUUGACGGCCAGGACCGCGGUUGGGUCGAGCUCUCGCAUGUCCUCAAGGAUGAUGUCCCGGACUUCCGCGUGAAAGUUGGGAACGGCCUGCAGAGGAAGUACCUUGCUGUGAAACGGUCCUGCGCCUCCUGCUUUCUGCCCCAGAUCAGCACCUCGUUUGCCUUUGCUAGACCCACUGGGGACGAGUGAACGUUGAGUCAAAGAUGGGACGACGUUGCAGCAUAUACUCACUCCGGUUCACGAAGGAGACGCUCGCUCCGCCCUCGGCCACUAUGCCGAGAAAUGUGAAUGGGACGGAGAGCCAGGCAUUGGGCAUGCAGUAGAUGAAGUCGAAGUAUCCAAGAAAGGCUGCGGUGCGAGAUCAGUAAGAACCGUGCG
Messenger RNA from Mycena citricolor, 499 nucleotides. The record is from the annotation of a GenBank genome assembly. NCBI's taxonomy places the organism in Eukaryota, Fungi, Basidiomycota, Agaricomycetes, Agaricales, Mycenaceae.